AACGACUCGCCAUCAAGCGGUAACAGCUGAGCUCUAUGAAAACAUACUAGAGUGUUUGGCCUAAUCAUUCUAGCAUGGAUCAUCCAUCUUACUAUUCGCUAGGUUCAAAGCAACAACACAGAGUCCACUUCAUGCCCUGACCAAAUCACUGUAUUGUAUACCGACAGCAAAUUGGCAUGCUGCAUUGCAGGUACCGAGACCGCCUACCAUAAUCAUGUCGCUCGAUGAUUCUCCCUCUCCAAAUUGGUCAACUCCAAAGGUAAAUGUGGGUGGUCGCCAUGCUUUGUUCUACUUCUCAAAGCCGUGUGAGCAAAUCCACAACCAUCUUUGUCUGGACCAUGACUUGAACGAAAGACAUCCGAAUCCGGUCGUAUGUCGAGUUAACAAAGACUCGAGAUAGUACAGCGCAGCUUUAUAGCACAACAUGUCCUCGAUGAAUUCACGGCCAUGCAGCAAUCAUCUCAUCAGACAUUAGCACAGCCUUCUACCACCAAUUAUGAGUUCACCGCCAGAGCAUCCUGGACAUGAUGAUGAAAGUGGUCUUCCCGUUGGUGGUCGAUGGAUAGGUGGUCAGUUUUUGGGAGGGGGAGGAGACGGCAUAGUCCACGUCUGGUUCAAAACCGACGAAACCAAUACAAUCAUCGAUCGUAUGGUCAUCAAAGAUAUGUGGUCUAAGCAAUCGAGUGUGGAACCAAAGGCCUAUAAAGGUAUCUAUGAGGAGCUGGUGCGCAAGGGACUAGACUUCGGUGUUGAUCCUUCCAGGCCAGGCAAGGCCCGGGCGGAAGAUAGAUUCUUCAAGGAAGCGUACAUACAAGGGUUGUUGACUGACGAGUCUGGGUCAACUUCUGCCAAUACCGUGCCGCUUCGAGGCUUCAAGAAAGGUACAAAUUCUGAUCUCGCCAAGGGGACUCACUGGCGUACCUACAUGGACUGGAUGCACGCUAGUGACCUCGCGAACUUCGUGAGCAGACACAAGCUUCCAGGAGACAACGGUUCCGUUCGUAAACCGAUUCCCGAGGCAUUUAUCUGGUGGACUCUGUCCUGUCUUGCUGAGGCAUUGGUCGAGAUUGAUCGACGUACAAAGGUUCGGCCCAAUGCACGCACUGAGCGAGAUGAAGCGACAGUUUUAGUUGACAUGAAAUUGGCCAACGUACUGCUCGACUCAACAAGAGGUUCCAGAUAUCCAGUAUACCCGAAACCUCUGAUCGCCGACUUUGGAUCCGCGCACAUUACACACAAGGGUGAUCCGCAAAACUACCUCAAAGAGCUGAAGAUUUGUGAUACGACUGGUUACCACCCUCCGGAAUCGGCCGAUUAUGAAGAAUCGGAAGGUCCUGGCGAGUUCCUAGACUCAUGGACCAACGUCUGGCAGACCGGCCGAAUCAUAGAAUCCAUGAUGCGCUUGGACAAUUGCGUGAAGGAGAACGAAUGGGAUGAGGAUGAUGAAGAGGAUCGUGAAUCAGAAAUCAUGACCAACGAGCCCUUCUUCGACUGGUUCCAAGACUUCAAAUACAGCAAAGAACUCAGAGAAAUUGUCUGGCGUUGCCAACGCUGGGAUCCAAAUCUACGACCUACACCCACUCAGAUCGUGGAGUACAUCAACCAACACGAAUCCAACCAUAACGAGGACAUGGACAUCUGGGGAACCGAAGACUGGAUUGCAGAACAGGAACAAGAGUUAGCAAAUUUGACGAAGGAGGAGCGAGAAGACCAUGAUGCAAGAGCGCAAGAGCGUGCUGGUAGGGCAGAACUGAAAUUCUUGCGUUAUUAUCCCGACAGGGAUUUACGUGAGCGAUAUAUUGCUUUGGACAUGGACAUUCCGGAAGGUUGUGAGCUUGCCUAUCAAGGUAAACGUGACACGGGUGCUGCGAUUGGUGAUGUGGUGGCCGAAGAUUCGGAAGAUGAAGAGGAAGAUGACGGAGAUGAAGAGAUGGGAGAGGGGGAAGAUGAGGGAGAGGACGACGACGACGACGACGAUGACAUACCUGAUGCAUUUGACGAGGACGAUGAUGAGUACGAUAGUUAGGUCAAGCACAACCUGAUCAUCGCUGCUUUCCUUUGUAGAUACAACCAAGCUCCAAGCAUUGAUCGUUCUUGCAUCCUAAGUCUCACAUCAUCACGGGGACUCGUCGAAUGUAUCUUUCGCGCACCUGUUAGCCUCGGUAAAAAAUGCAUUUUCAUCUCUGCCCAGAUG
Molecule: messenger RNA, 2194 nt
Organism: Aureobasidium pullulans EXF-150
Lineage: Eukaryota; Fungi; Ascomycota; Dothideomycetes; Dothideales; Saccotheciaceae
Exons: 1
Coding region: 497-2026 (509 amino acids)
Biological process (GO): protein phosphorylation
Molecular function (GO): protein kinase activity; ATP binding
Source: RefSeq, a predicted model, not a curated record